GCUCUAGGAUAAACAAUGGCUGCCACUUGUUGUUCCACCUUUGUUUGGUUCGCUUUAGCGCGGCGGUGGGGCUUGGAAUGCGUUCAGCAGGGCUGCUUCAAGAUGGCGUCAACAAAAGAAGAAUUGCUUUCUGAUCUAGGUUUUUCGGAAGAAUCUCUCGAAAUUUCGAGCCGCUGCGGAAUUCACUUCUACGAGCUGCUUAUGUAUACGGCGGACGAUUUUAGAAAAAAUCUUAACCAGACUAAUGUUGCUUGGAGCUGCGAAGCUUUUUACGACUUCGUGCAGGCGUGGAGAACACGGAAUAAAUUAACAAUAUCGAAAGUGUUUUUAAGUGAUCUGACGGCUCCGGAAAUACCUGUUGCAGUUAACAGUGGCCAAGCAAGUCAAAUUAGUGGCCAAAUCGAAACAGAUAAAGACCGAUUGCCAUCAGACGCGGAUACCGACAGCUCAGCAAGCGACGAAGAUUUUGACGGCGGAAACAUUAAGCAAAGCAGCGAAGACAAACACCCAACAGAAAUCCAACCGGAUGUUGUCGAUGGUGCCAGCGGAUCACAAAUAAAGCAACGCGAAACCAUUCCUACGCCGAGCUUCCUGCAAUCACCUCUAGAAGCUACGGAAGAAGGUAAAGCUAUUAUAGAGCAAGCACAAAUAGGAGAGCUCUCUGACGAAAAGCAACUUCAACUUGCGGGAACGAUUGCGAGAUUUCACCUGGAAAUGAAAAAAAUUACGCACGGAGGAUCUAGAAAACUAUUCGUUAGCUGUUACGAGUCUCUUCAAGUCUGAGCGGAAGGAAAACUAUUUCAUCUGCAGAGGAGGUGAACGACGGAAUAACGGCGGUAGGAUUCCCAACAAAAUUUCGAACCUUAAACAAAAGAAAAGAAAAAGUGAAAAAAAAGAAAAGUAACAUCUGAAACAACUAAACGUGCGCGGUCCAGUUGAUCCAUCCUUUAAUCCGGCUUCCAUUGAAGCGGCAGAUUGGUUGAUAUUAAACCAGGAACCAUGGUCUGUUGUGCUGGAAAAGUGGCCAUUAAGCUUUAGUGUUAGACAGCAAUAUCUUGGAAGUGGCAGUUUAAUACCCAUACUUUUUUCAUCUUACCCUCAUUACAAGCUUUACCAUGGAUACCAGCUCAUUGAUAUUGACUACAAAUUUCUAAACAUCGGUGCAUCCAAUGGAGUGCAGAAGUUGGAAUCUGCAACAGCCGCUAGUUCUUCAUUCAUCGCAAAAUAAGCCGCCGAUCCGUCAGCUGUAGGAUUAUUGAAAUAUUUAACCAACUGCGACAUUAACCAAGGUGAUGAAUGUUACAUUUUAUGUUUUGUUUUAAAUGUUGCUUAUUUUUUCGUUUUAGAUACCAAGCUCUCCUAAGUUCUCCCACCAAACAUUGUUUCUACAAAGUUUAAGCCAACGAUUUACGAGGCUCAGGAGGAUUCGAUAAUAUUUGUAGAUUCUAGUGACCAAAUUACUACGAAGUUAAAAUCCACCUAUAAAUUAUAUGCGGAUAAAAAGCUUCCGAUUUCGCCCAAGCUAGUUGCUGUCGGAACAGGAUUGGACACACUAACCGGAAGAUUUUAUGUGCAUCAUCCGGAUUUCUGCUUCGAGUUACCAACGGCUACAAGGGCCAUCGACGUGCUGAUCAAAACCACACACACAUUUGGUUUAAAGUACUCGAAGAUAUCAAAAAUCGUUUGGCAUUUUAUAAGUUCCUUCGCUUACAACAUUGAACAUCCUGAGACCUACGCCAGUGUUAACAGGCUCAAUAAUUUUAUUGCUCUAGUGGAAAGCACCUCUACCGAGAAUGUUUAGAUGUAUGUUCGAAUACUGUAACAUAUCUUUCAAAGCCGCUGAAUAUAUUACACAUUUGAGAGAUUUCCAUAGAGUCCCCGUAAAUCAUCACUACAGAUGCACCGUGCCUUCAUGCAGACAAACUUUUUCCAAACAAUAUCCGUUCAAAAAACACAUAUUUCGCCACGAGGAACAAAUCAGUCAAGAAUGCAAUCAAAUACCAUUGCACGUCGAUCGUCCGUUAGUAUCAGUUGCUAAUGAGAGUAAUGAUUUUAAAAGACAGAAAAUAAGCGAAGUAGACAUAAGUAAUCCAGUAGUCGAAUCGACAGACAGACUAAAUGGAAUCGACAAAUCAGCACCAGCAUUAACUUUAAGUUUACACGCGAAAGCUAACAUGAGUAGAAAAGACGUAUACGAUAUCCAGAGAAAAAUAAAGUUAAUGUUCGAAGAGACGGCAAAUCAAUUACACGAGCUUCAAAUGAUACCACCUGAUGCAGAAGCAAAUUUUUAUUAUGAAAAUUAUAUUUAAAAACUGAAAAAUUUUUUAGUCCCGUAAGUUCUGAUUUUAAGCUUUUUAAUCAUUUGAAAAAUACAAACCGCUUUGAGUUACCAUCUAUCACAAUCAUAAAUAACAAAGAAGAGCUGGAAUCGAAAGAGAUAGAUAUGGAAUGUGAUACAGAUACUGUAAUAAAUAAAAGUUACAUGAUUAAAAUGCCCCUUAAAUUUCAAAUUAAAUCAUUUUUACAAUCUAAUAAAACAUUCAGUAUAAUGUUAGAAAACGCAGAAAAACUAGAAAGCUCCGGAAAAAUUUGCAAUUUUGUAAAUGGCUCUAAAUGGAAAUAAGUACGUCAAAAAUAUCAGGGAGAUUCAGUCAUUCCUCUUUGGCUUUAUGCAGAAGAGUUUGAGAUUAAUGACUCUCAAAGUUCCCACUCUAACAGACAUUCUGUUUGUGGCAUUUAUUAUAAUUUUCCCACAAUUCCAUCUGAGUUCAGCUCAAAGCUUUGCAACAUAUUCGUAGCCGGUAUGGUUAAAAAUACUGACAUGAAACAUAACUGUAUUAACAAACUUAUCACUGUUUUAUUAAAUGACUUUAAAUCAUUCGAAGAAAAAGGAAUACAAUUAAAUAUUGAUGGAAAGUUAGAAAAUGUAAGAAUCGUUUUGGGUUUACUUCAGGGCGAUAAUUUGGGUAUACACACUUAAUUGUAGUUUUCUAGUGGAUUUAAUGCUACAUUUUACUGUCGCUUUUGCCGUAGAUCAAAAGAGUUGUUAAAAUCAGAUUUCAAGGAGCAUGCAGACUGUUUACGCAGAAGGCUAGACUACGACGAGGAUGUUGAAGAAAACAAACAGAGCGAAACAGGCAUCACUGAAAAAUCUAGUUUUAAUCAGCUACCGUCUUUUCACGUUACUGAGAAUAAAAGUGUCGACGCAAUGCACGAUCUUUUCAGUAACGGGAUUUGCAAAUACGGAUUGGUAGAAAUAUUAAAUUUUUACAUAUAUGAAAAACAAUAUUUUACCAUACAAGAUUUCAAUGACCAGAGAAAAAAAAUUAGUAAAAACUGCUUGGAUAGCGAAUUGCAAAGAAUGCCUGACAUUUCAAGUCAUUUCAGCAGCAAAGACAAGAGGAAAACUGUAUUGUUAAAAUUGACAUCUAGUGAAAUGCGUUUCUUGAUUCAUUACUUUCCUUUAAUUGCGGGUCGAUUUAUUCCAAGAGGAGAUAAGGUUUGGACCUAUUGUGUGGCGUUAGUAAAACUAGUUGAAAUGUGUCUAAAACGAUCAUUCACGGAAACAGAAAUCGAUAAGCUUCAGGAAGCUAUCACCAUGCGUCACGAGCUGUACAAAAAAUUAUUUAAUAAGGAUUUAAAACCGAAGCAACAUUUUGUCGUUCACUACCCUUCUGUAAUUCGAACUUCAGGCCCUGUAGAGCAGAUGAUGUGUUUUCGAAACGAGGCAAAUCAUAAGAAUUUCAAACAAUACGCUCACAUCAUGUCGUCACGCAAGAGCAUUUCUUACACUUUAUACGUUAAAGCAUCUAUGAAGUUUGCUUACGAUUUACUUAACGAGAAUUUUUUAAAGGUUGAGUUGAAUAACAAUUUUGAAUUUACUGAUAAUCGUUUGCGCUAUUACUUCAAAGAUAUUGCUCAGUUAACUAUCUUAAACAAUGGUUUUGAUGUCAUGAUGUCUAAAAAGAUUAACUAUAAAGGUACUGUUUAUAAAUCUGGAAGUUUCAUUGCGUUAGGUGGUAAAAAUGGUUUAAGCUUGUAUCAAGUAGUGGAAAUCGUUCACCAGAAUUGUGGUUACUUUUUAAUAACUCAAUACUGGAAAGAAGGUCACUUCGACGAGCAUUAUAUGGGCUUCAAGGCAAUAGAAUCAAUCCCAACUUAUAAAAUCAUAGAUAUUGAAGAAAUUAAGAAUCCACCAAUAAUGUUACACAGAAUUGAAGAGCUAUUUUACUUUCGUUUAAAACCUAGUUUUAAUGAUUAAUGAAAUAUUUUUAAUUUUAUGUAUAUAGCAUACAAUAAAUAAAAUCACACAUUGUUACUUGUUA
Messenger RNA from Wyeomyia smithii (pitcher-plant mosquito), 4325 nucleotides. RefSeq lists its product as uncharacterized. The transcript has 6 exons. The coding region runs from base 16 to 783 and encodes 255 amino acids. Lineage: Eukaryota; Metazoa; Arthropoda; Insecta; Diptera; Culicidae. The record is from RefSeq and is a predicted model, not a curated record.